CUCCUCUUUUCCUCCUGCUGCUGACAAAGCCACCGACAGCCUCCGGGCGGCAGGCUCACCCGGUUCAUCCACAGACUCCCAGCCGCUGUCGGUGCCUCCGCGUCUGUCAGGCCCUGCUGUUGACUACAGAGGAAUUUCACCUCUGGAUCGGAGUUAAAAACAUUUACGAUAAUGCCCACAAUAAAACUGCAGAGCUCUGAUGGAGAAAUCUUCGAGGUGGAUGUUGAGAUAGCCAAGCAGUCUGUUACCAUCAAGACUAUGUUGGAAGAUUUGGGAAUGGAUGAUGAAGGAGAUGAUGAUCCAGUUCCCCUCCCUAAUGUGAAUGCUGCUAUACUCAAGAAGGUGAUUCAGUGGUGCACUCAUCACAAAGAUGACCCUCCUCCUCCUGAGGAUGAUGAGAACAAGGAGAAGAGGACAGACGACAUUCCUGUAUGGGACCAGGAGUUCCUCAAAGUGGACCAAGGCACUUUGUUUGAACUCAUUCUGGCCGCCAACUAUUUGGACAUCAAAGGCCUGUUAGAUGUCACCUGCAAGACGGUGGCCAACAUGAUCAAAGGCAAAACCCCGGAGGAGAUCAGGAAGACUUUCAACAUCAAAAAUGAUUUCACAGAGGAGGAGGAAGCCCAGGUACGCAAAGAGAACCAGUGGUGUGAAGAGAAGUAAAGGGGAGGAUCCUGCCAACACUACCACACUGAAAAGGAACUGUCCCUGCUAACUGGUUGCACUGGCGUUGUUCAUACUUGUCAAUAUUUAGUAUAUUUAGAGCCACAUACCUACCACCCUCCCUCCCUCCUCCCUCCCUCAAUUCCUGUAUACCAAUAGCAUGACCAUUUUAACUUGCCUGUGUGUUGUCAUUAAUUUAAAUAAAAAUGCUCUUUCGUUUCCACACUCCCGAAGAAAAAAAAAAUAGUUCUGGUUUCAUGGCUUUGUACCCUUAAAAAUUAGAAGACGGCCCUUUCAUAUUUUCCCUGUUGCAAUGGUUGUCUUUUUUACUGGACAUGUUUUUCUUUUAGGUUAAUUGAAUAAAAUGGCUUUUUUGACAAUGGAAAUGAGAGGGUGAAUAUUUUAUUUUUGCUCUGUAAAUGCAUAUGUUCUGUGAAACCAUGUUAAGAGUGGAUGGGAUGUUCAUAGGAAAAGUUUAGUUUGAGGUGGAAAGAUGUUUUUAUUUCCAUAAUGUCCGUUGGACUCGAAGUACUUGUGUUGUGGCACAGCAUUGGGUAACUCAUUCCUAAUUCAUGUAUUGAAUUGGAAACUUUUCUCAGAUAAGCUCUGAUGCUGGCUUUUGGGAUGAUCAAACGUAUAUUGAAGGAGUAAAUAAAACACAUAAAAAGGUU
This is a messenger RNA of Dicentrarchus labrax (European seabass), 1334 nucleotides long. It is a transcript of the gene skp1, whose product is annotated as S-phase kinase-associated protein 1. Bases 172 to 663 code for a protein of 163 amino acids. Gene Ontology annotation, biological process: SCF-dependent proteasomal ubiquitin-dependent protein catabolic process. The record is from RefSeq and is a predicted model, not a curated record. Gene Ontology annotation, cellular component: nucleus; cytoplasm. Gene Ontology annotation, molecular function: cullin family protein binding. The transcript has 6 exons. NCBI's taxonomy places the organism in Eukaryota, Metazoa, Chordata, Actinopteri, Moronidae.